Mercenaria mercenaria is the source of this 8408-nucleotide messenger RNA. RefSeq lists its product as uncharacterized. The record is from RefSeq and is a predicted model, not a curated record. The transcript is spliced from 16 exons. Bases 45 to 3986 code for a protein of 1313 amino acids. Lineage: Eukaryota; Metazoa; Mollusca; Bivalvia; Venerida; Veneridae.
GUUAUAAAUGCAUAUGGCGGAAUUAAAUUAGAAAAACAUACAACAUGUCGGACAAUCCAGAAGACACAGAAUACUAUCUGCGCAUUAUUUCAAUGUACAUUGAUAUUGGUACAGAAACAGUCCUAAAAUUAUUCUAUCACUGCAAACCGAAAGAAGACAUUGAUCAAUUCCUUUCUAACUCAAAAACAAUUUUAGAAGACCUUAAAAGAAGAAAUGUUUUAAAGAAAAGUCAAUACUACUUGGUUACUUCGUUGAAUCCAAACAUUGAGAAAUUCGACAUUGUGCUUUUAAUAACUCUUUUAACCAAUUUGUUCCCGAAUACAAACCUGUCCCCGCCACAAAGUUUGACAAGUAAACCUGACAAUUCAAAUUUGUCGAUAGGGGCUGAUUUGAUACGUCUGCGGAAGUUUAGAAAUAACGUUCUUUGUCAUCGGCCAAAAGCACAUUUACCAAAGUUUCAGUUUGAACGUUACUGGUCAAUGGUCGCAGAAAUCUUGCUAAGAAUCAUACGAGAAAUCAAACCUGAUGAAGAAGACGAUCUCAAGAACAAACUAAAGGCGUAUAAAGAACGAAAGUUGGACUCGGCCCUCGUAAUAAAGCACAGUGAUAUAUUGAGAGACUGGGAAAAGGAAAUCGAUGAAAUCCAAACACAGGUAGACGACCUAUUCAGAACGAUGAAAGAAUUCGACACUUAUUUCAAGAACAAGCCGGGGCGAUAUAAACGUUACAUGAGACUUAUGAUAGAAGGUGGUAGAUUGGUUCUUAAAGCUGUCCUAAAUAGGGAACUCAGCAAACGACGAGUAAGCCUCCCAACGUUCCUUAAAGAAAAUGAAUCUAGUCUAAAGUCAAAGACCGCAAAUAUACAAAAUAUUGAAUAUUUGUAUCCGAAGGAUCUGUCGCAGGUCAAUGAUAGCAAUCCAGAUGACUGGAAUGUUUCACUUCUUGUAGAGUUUGUUCUAAAUAGUUUUGACGAUCUUGAACCUGAAGAUAAAGAGGACAUAGAAGCAAUAAAAACCGCGCACAACAGUUAUGCUGACACUGCUCUAUUAUCGCUAGACAGUGACCGUUUCACAGGUGUCCUAAUUGAACUUUCAAACAGACUUACAUCAGUAGCAAAUAGUUUAGGUAAAGAGGUGAAAAGCAAGCUAAAAACUCUAAUUGCAUCAUGCAGCAAAACAGACGACGAAGUUGAUACUUCAGCUGAAGAUUACCUGGAGAAUCUGCACAAAACAUGUUCGAACAUAAGAAGCCUUAAUGACGUACAUAUAGCAACUAUUCGAAAACUGAAGGAGUUCUUGCAUCAGAUGGAUGUCGAAGGAAUAAGUUUCAAAACUGAGCAAAAGUUGGAAAUAAAGUUCCAAACAACGAGCCAUGAAAGAGAAACAGCAGUAAAAGCAGAGGAUACUAUUUACACUGUAUUACUUGAAGCAAUCAGUAAAUCUGUUGACACUUCUGGUUUACCGGUUGUAAGGCAUACAAUUGAUAAAAUUCUCGAAAUGUUAACUGCCCACACCGAUGUCACAAACAUAGAGGUUAAAAGACACUGCAUUAUCGUUGAAAUUAGUUGUUCAUCAACGUCUGGUAUUCAACAUGUACUCAACAUUUUUGAGAGCGACGUAUUUCAUAACCUAUUGCACAGUGUUUCUGUAGAAAUGAUGAGCGAGUUGUCUGACACAGUCGCAAUACAAACAAACUUCACGUUUGAGUCUUUAAAUGAAAUUCUCACACACCGAAAUGAUGUUCCAGAGGAUCGAGAAAUAGUCAUCCAGGUACCCUUUAAAUCUGCAGCAGAUUUAAACAGGAUUUUAUCCCCUUUUGAGAGCCGAGAAUUGACAAACAAUGCUAACCGCAUUUCUGGGUACAUGUCAGAUCAUUUUAGUGAGACGAUUAAAUUCUUGGUUUCUCAUGAAAUGAAGGGAAUCAGUGAUUCAGACACCUCCGCUUCAUCACCUAAAUCCGAAGACUUUGAAAAUGAAACUGAAAAACAGUUUUUGGAUGAAGCUCAAACUCCAGAUCAUGAAUACGGAAACGUAGAUAUUGACGAUAUGAAACAAGAAACACCGAAAGACAUACCGGGAAGAGACACAAAUUCACCACUAGCAAAAGUUCAGAAAAUACAUUCAGAUGGAAGUGGUGAUGAGUUUUCUUAUAUCGAAGAUUUAGGCAGAUGGCAGAAUAUGUGGGAAAUAUGUAAUGAAAAGCUGAAGGGAAAAGAUACGUAUGGAAUGUCAAAUAAGUAUUGUCAACUGGUAACCUUUGUGAUUGAUAUCUGCCCGAAGCCUUUACGUAGAUGUUUCAUUUCUCAAGCUACGACUGAUACACAGUAUCCGUACAGGAAUUUAGAGAAGUACCUACAGCUGCGAAAACAAGACAUCACCAACUUACGACAGCAACACAUAAUAAGCCCUGAUCAGUAUGCCAAUAUUUACCCUAUGGCUGCUUCCGUGGACAUACAAACAUGGGACGUUUCUUUACUAACUAUCCUACUCCUGGAGUUAUUUCAAGCUAAACUGCAACAAGAAGAAAAAGAAUGCAUUCGUAGGAUACAGAGCAUAUGGAACAGACUGAAAUACAUUGGAAAUUCUAGUUUGUUGACUCUUCAUAUGUUUCAAUCUUACUCAAAUGACCUUAAAGAUGCUGUCCGUAAACUUUCGCUGUCUGGAGAAAGCUGGCAGCUCAACAGGAAGGUGGAUUUUCCGUCUGUAUUAACAGAAAGCACAAACGUUAUGGUGCCAGUAUCAAAAAUCGCGGCUAUGUAUGCAAAACUUGAAGAGAAGUUAGACAGGCAAGCAGCCGAGAUACAGACUUUAAAAGAAGAAACGAAACAGUCACAUAAAAUCCUGACAAAGUCGUCCGUGAAAAAAGUCAGUAGAUCAGGUGUUGCAGAAAAGCGAAUGAAAAUUGUCGACCAAAAAGUGGAAAGAAUGAAAGAAAACCUUACUAGAGCGUUGACAGAACAUAACAUUUGCGAGGAAACUCAUAGAGAAGACAUUCUACGGAUCUACCAGAAACUUUGCGAGAGUCAUCGCGUGAUCGUUACUGGCCAUAACAACAGCAUGAUUUACAGAUGCGCGCUUGCAGCUAUUAAAUUGAUGAAGUGCGAACAGUGUUUAGAAAUAAACAACCCGUCCGACUGGCAACGCAUCGGUACCGAAGACGCUAGCUUGGUUCUAUUUAGGGAGCCAUUUGGAAUACUGACGUAUGAGUCACAAAAGGUUGAAGUUAUGCUGGAAGAAUUUGACAGCAUGUUAGAUGCAACAACUGACGACAAAGAUGAUGACGUUAUGGAUAUAAUAAUAGUAACCUCUCAGACACUUCUUAGUGAGGUUGCAAGAAGACAUGAUCACGAGAUGUUAUCCCCAUCAUGUACGGUUAAAAUAGAAUCCGAUGAAGACAACAGUUGUGAGUAUGCAUAUGCCAACAAGGAUACAGUUCAUAAGAACCUGCAAGAUAUUUCGCAAAUCUACAAAGAGAAGUAUAUACGGAAGACUGUUGACAAGCAUUUCAAGCAAGAAGUUGAAACGCUGUUUAUAGCUAACAAUACGGUUACAAUCAUCGGGCCAGUCGGAAGUGGGAAGACUACCUUGGCAUUUCAGCUGUUGUCAUCAUAUGACCUCAGCAACGGAGAAGACAAUUUUCUGGUUAUAGUGGAUCCAAGUGAACUAAAGUUUGUCAACUUUUUUCUUCGACCAGUGAUUAUAAUCAAGCUAUUGGCUGGAAUAAAAUUUGACAGAAUAGAAGCACACAAAUGGUACAGACAGUUUGACAGGUUGUAUGCUGCUGUAAAGGAUAAUAAAUUGGCCGUGAUUCUCACAAUAGAGACGGAAGUUUUCCUAGAGUGGCAGAGAAAUAUGCCGACUCAUCCUGUUCUUGAACAUUUCGUUUAUAUGCGCGAAAGUCCACCGAAGAAAAGACAAAAGAUCUAUCACGAAUACAAGAACCAGGCAGCAAGCGGAUCGAAAGAGUUCGUACCACUACAAAUGUGAAGAACAACGUCUACAACAAUGUCUUCUGUGGACCGUUCCCAUGGGUUUUCUUUACAUGUUUGAGAGAUGACAUAUGAGAUAUCGCCUUUGUAAAUUUUGAACAUAUUAUCAAAUUCAUUUAAUCAGGUUUUAUGUUUUUAUUAUUAGAAGAAAUUUUCAUAUUGAACGUUUUUCUGUGAGUAUGUUUGUAUCAUUUGAUUUGUCCCGCCAAAGAGCCCGUGAUUUUCAUGUCACUUUAUGGAAGUAAACUUUCAUUAAAAAAACAAAACAGCAGAACAGUAGGAUUCGAGUCUGCAUGUGAAUAAGUGUCACGCGAGGAUAUGAAACCUUCCAUUUACAGUUCGAAAAGCUAUUUAUACCAGUUCGUCAAUAUCGCAACUUUUCAUGAAAAUACUUGGUGCAAUUAUUUUUAUGAAUCAACCUUGCGGUUUAGGGUUUCCAGCAAUUGAUCAACGUGGCAUCUUUGUUUUUUGUUUUAUACAUUUCUCCUGUGCUACUUGAUGCUUUACAAUCUACAUCUUUUUAUUCAGUAAGUUGUUCGACAAUAACCGAAUUACUUCUCCAACUAAAAUGAUCUUUGAUCCGUCAGACCGAUAACUCCAACGAAGAAGGUAUUCUAUUGUAUUUUCGUUGCAGUUACUCUUGAUCUUGAUAAUUGUGCUAUGUGCAUACGCCAGAUAUUAAAUGAAUUGAUUCUUUACUGUAAUUGUCCACGUCAGUAGUUGAUUUUAUAUGCUCUUUAGUUUGUCUCUGAACUGAUCAGUGAAUGAAAGCAAAAGUAGGUACUUCCUAAUUUCUACCUAGGUAAUAUUAGACUUUAAACACGCACCCCGCCCAUUUCUCAGUCAAACAACGGUUACCAUGGCUUCCUUGCAAUAAGAUCAACCUCAAUUAAUUUGGAAUUUUGAGAUUGCAUAAAGACAUGCUGGCAAGAAGAUGUUCUUGUGUUGUUAACCUUUGAUCCAGAUAUAAUGUCACUGCAACUAAAAAAUUUGAAGCAAAACAAAAUCUGGAUCUAUUCUAUAUAUUUCAAAAAUUAUCAAUUUUUUUCAAGAUAUCAACCGAAACGAAAAAUAUGGCAACGGCAAGGUCGUUAAUUAUGCCAAGUUGUGAAAAACAAUGUCACUAAGCAGUACAACAUAAAGUGACUGAAAUGCGGUGACGUCAUCAAAGCUUUAAUAAAGAACUGUAAGAGGACUGCAUCAAAUAGGAAGUGACUACUCAGUAUUACAAGUAAAGUAGUCCAAGAUAAACGUCCAUAUUCUUGAUAAAAUCUGGUAUAAUGGGUCGGAUAAUUGUUUGUAUGAAAUAAAGAAAGAAUUGAAAAGUGUCUAAAAAUGAGGAUAUGAGUGGAAUAUUUUGGUCAUGCUUUAAUAGCAUAUGAUAAUUAAUGUACAAUACCGCAGCACAAAUUGAGAAAAUCACAGAAAGUAAUAUCACAAUGUCACUGUUUAGGAGUUAUUUAACAAAAUACGUAUUACAGCCCAAAUAUCGCUGAUUUCUGACUGACAGAUGUUAUACCUAGUAUUUUGACAGUAUAAGCAUGCACGUUGUUCUUAGAUUAGAAUAAAAAUGACGACAAAGGUCAACUUGAUGCGCUAAGUCAUAAAACCUUGAAAAUAUUUUGUAUCAAGCUGAAACAUGGUAUUUUUCCUGCAUGUUGGGUGAUAUUUUUAUAGAAAGUUAUUCAUAAAGACCGUUUUAACUAAAAAGGAAGUGAUAACACAGUGUUACAUGUCUAUGUAUAGCUCUAUGCUCUUUAUAGAAUGUAGUUUAAAGAGCCACAUAAUGGUGUUCUAAUUUUUUUUAUUUACUUUUAUUUACGAUUGUACUGGGAAAAGAACUAGACAACUUUCUUUGUGCAUUUAACGUGUAAAUUUUAUUUCCAGUAAAUGUCAACAUGUACGUAACUGUUCAAUAACAAUUUUCAGUAGAGCAUGUCUUGUAUUUUAUAUGACAGUACACUAUCUGUAUAUAUUUGUUGUAUUUUUUUAAGUAUACAUAUUAUAUUACCUUGAUAUAUGAUAUGGGUUUGAAAUGCUCUAAAGUAAUAAAAUGAUGUCUUAAGAUUAAAUUGUUAUCUGAAACAAAAGUGCAUUUGAAUUAGUACAGUAUUACGUAAAUAGAAACUCUUUGCUUAUAAAGAAUGGAAAUGCAUUUGUAUACGUGGCAGUAAAAUUAUAUUUGUACCGAAAUUACUUCGCUGUACCUUUUACGAAAAAAAUAUGAUCAUGACCUAUUGUUUUCAGAAGGUAUACGGAGCUGACUCGUAUACUUGAUUUAAUGCGUGAUCCAUCCUUGACAAUAAACAAAAUAAAAGACACGAAUGAAGUUAUGUUGCAAAAUAAUAAAAAAUAAGCAUUUCUUAUAUAUGUUAUCCAUAAGUUAGAUUAAUACAUUUGUUUCCAAUACGUGAAUUCAUGUGACGACAAAAUGAACUACGUUAUUUAUUAUAGUAAACAUGUUUCAAUGAAAAAUCAUUAUAUCGGUAAUAAAAUAUAAAUUUUUAUUGCCGAUGAGUCUUCAGUGUUUUGCGAAUAAAUAAAUAUAAACGACUUAUCUAUUUUAAGAAACAUACAAAUAUGGCUUGAGUUGAUUGCCAGUUAAACAAAGAAGAUACUCAAGCUAUGUGUAUUCUGUGAUUAAAAACGGUUAACGCAUGGACUGGUAAGAGAGUAUUAUUACGUCAAUUAUGACACCAAGUUGCUACAUUUGUCCGGUUCAUUACUACUUGGAAUGAAUAAGUCCAGCAUAAUUUCAUCAAAAUAUUUCAAAGAGCAUGUGAGAAUGAACACAAUUAAGGCCUUCAUGUAGUUUAUCGUCUAAUUUGCGUGGGUGCGUAGUUAUUCAAACACUACUGGUUCGACUCCCGUGCAUCAUAACUUUGACCAGUUAUAAAUCAGGUGACAAAUUACUCGAAUGCCUCAAUUAUUUCGCCGUCAGUGUAUUUUAUAUCAGAUCUCUUAAGUAACUCCAGGGUUAUUGCCAUUUUAUUGUUUAAAAAAAAACAGAUGUGUACAUAACAAACUAACCAAUUGGUAGAAUUUCAUUAAACUUCUUUAAUGUUUUUUCCAUGAACAUUUGUUAUCAACUUGUUGAAUUGUGUAGCCACACCCGGUCCGGUCACCCCCACCGCCCUGGUCACACCCCUCCCCCUCCCCACAUUUGAUUUCGUUUUUUACAAAACCUUAAACCUUCGAUGAAUAUUUAUCAACAUCAAAGUUGUACACUCCUCCACCUAGCUCGCUGCUCUCCCCCCCCCCCCCCCCCCGCCCCCCCACACACACACACUACACACAAACACGCCCCCCGCCCUUAUUUUUAUUGUUUAUCAAUAUUUGUGAUCAACAUGUGAAAUAUUGUACCCUUACCCGGUCGCCAUCCCCCUCCCCACUCCCUAAUUAUUUUUUAAUUCCUUUUUUUAAUUAUUCGAACCUUCUAUGAAUAUUUAAUAAAGUGUGAAGUUGUAAUCCUCCCCGACCUCGGUUACCACCCACGUUCCAGAUUUCUUACUUGAGUGUGCUCUCUUAAGGACAUCUGUUCUUUUAAGUUCAAUUGUACAUGACAUAACCACCAGAAAGCAUGGUCACUUUUUUCUAUAUGCAUAUACAGUGGAAAUUUCAAAAUAUGCUCGCCACAAAGCGCUGGCCAAAUUCGAAAUGAUUUCACAGACAAUAUUCAAACUAGCUUUGUCACACAGGUUAGUAUUUCAGGGCCGUCAUGGCCUUCUUAUAUUUAAUUUUCUUGCUAGUGUUUUCAACAUAUUCUUAAGGAACCUGUUCUCAGGUUUUAAAGGGCUGGCCUCCAGAUUGCUGUCAUAUGUUUCAACAAUAAGAAAGUUACAUUCGUUAUUUAGUUACUUUAAAUAAUAAGUUGACAGUAGAAUCAUUUCGAAAAAAUAGCUCUUCUUUAUAUCAUUAUUUAAAUAUUUAAAAAUAUCAACAAUAUAUAAUGUUGACUUAAAAUAAAUGAUAUUUUAUUUCCGUUGAUUUUAAAACAAAUGAUUUUUUUAUGUACAGCUGCCCUUUUCGAAGUCACCACAGAGUCAGAAUAUCUACGGUUCAGUUGUAUUUCUAUCAAAGAUUGCUUGAACUUUUUUUUCUGUACAAGUUACGACUAAAAUCUGAUGACAUAUUUUAUCGCUUUAUUGUCGCUUAUCUUUGUUUUGCUUUAAAGUACAUAUGUAUAUGUUUAGCAAAAUGCUGUGAUUAUAAAAUAUUGACCUGAUGAAUUUAAAAAUGUAACAGUAUUUACAACAGAAUGAAUAAAAUAAACGUAUUCUUUAUUUCAUUCAUUUGUUAAUCAAAUAACAUCAAUUUUCAUAAUAUUACUUUUUCUUAACAGAUAAGUGUAUUUGAUGUUGCUGCUGCUCAUCAUUUGUUUACCUAUACCUUAUGAAUAAAUGUGUACACAUACUCGUAA